AUGGUGCGCACAAAAUUCCGGACUCUGCUCAAGAUGCAUCUCAUUUUUGACUUUGACGGCACAAUAACGACCAAGGACACCAUUAGCAGCCUCGCCAGCGCCGGCAUCGCCGCCCAGAAGCUUAGCCGUGGGGCCAAUCUCCAACCCGCGUGGGACGCACUCGUCCAGACAUACCUUGCCGACUACGACGCGUACAGGGCGCAAUUCACCCCGAAAGAGGCAGAACGAACCGCCAUUGCGCAGGAAAAACUGUUCCUCGGCGGAUUCAAAGAUGUAGAAGAGGCGUCGCUGCGGCGUGUCGGCGAGGCGGCACUCUUCAAGGACCUCGGGCCCGCGGCCAUGCGUCGCCUCGGCGAGGAAGCGGUGCAAAACGGCAAUGUCAAGCUGCGGCCAGGCUUCGGCAACAUUGUCCAGGCCGCACGGGAAAGGGGCUGGCCGGUGGGCGUGGUCUCGGUCAACUGGUCAGCGGACUUUAUCCGCGGUGCCGUCGGCGACAUGCUGCGCGAGGACGACGCCGUGAUUGCAAACAGCACGCGCGAGGCGGACGGCACCAUCUGCGGACCGGCUGCGCUGGACGAUGAGCUGCUCGUCUGUGCGCCGGAUAAAUUACGCGCCAUGCUCCAGCUGCUGCAAGCGUCGAAGGUGGUCUACUUUGGCGACUCGACGACUGAUUUGGAGUGCUUGGUGGAAGCGCACCGCGGCGUCGUGAUGGUGGAUGACGAAGGCGGCGAAAGCUCAUUGUUGAGGACGUUGACAAGGCUGGGCUUUGAGGUGCCUCAUGUGGAGGAAAACAAGACGAUUGCAUGGGCUAGGACCUUUGACGAAGUGAUUGAAUCUGGCCUUUUGAGCGACUAG
Akanthomyces muscarius is the source of this 855-nucleotide messenger RNA. RefSeq lists its product as uncharacterized. The transcript has a single exon. The record is from RefSeq and is a predicted model, not a curated record. Bases 1 to 855 code for a protein of 284 amino acids. Lineage: Eukaryota; Fungi; Ascomycota; Sordariomycetes; Hypocreales; Cordycipitaceae.